AUGCUUCCUCUCCUUGCCGACACCAUUGGGCUUCUGGCCCCACCGCAAGCGGGUGAAAAAACGCCAGCGUCAUCACAUAUUUUGCAUCCCUCAACUCCAGCCGUGGCCUCAGCAUCUGCGGCUAGCGGCUGCUGCUGCUCCGCACCGCUCAGCUGCGUCGUCGUGGAUCUUGAAACUACUGGCUUUUCGCCCACCGCAGAUGAGAUCCUCGAAGUGGGCUGCGUGGAGCUUCGAUGGACGCCGUCUUCACGAACGACUUUGACAGGCCCGAAGGACGCCGAUCCUUGCGCACCGCCGUUGGAGAAGCAGGGCAGCUGCGGUGUCCUCGAGGGACUGUGGACACGCGGGGGACGGGUGUUUCACCGUUAUGUGCGGCCCUCCCACCCCCGCCGCAUCACUGCAGCCGCCACAGCCGUUCACGGAAUCACGUGGGAGAAGGUGCAGCACUGCGCCCCGUGGCCAGUGGUGGCAAGCGAGUUGGUGGCCUACAUGACCCUUAUCAGAGCCGAUGCUCUCUUCACCAAGUCCGUGCAGGUGGAGGCUGCGCAGCACGGCGGACACAGCGCCGUUCAUCUCCCACCGCUGGUGGCCCACAACGCGUUAUUUGACGCACGUUUCCUUGCGCAUCAUCUGCAGCGGUGUGGUUACCAAAUAUUUUGGCACCCUCAAUACCCUCUGACGUGCACCCGGCAGUGGGCGCAGGUGGCCUAUCCGCACCUGGCUAACAAUUUAGAUACCCUGUGUGCCUUUCUGAGCAUUGAUGGAGCAGCAGAUCGAGCCACCAACGGUCACGGUGCCCUCACAGACGCGACCUUGACGGCACUACUGUUUCUUCGAAUGUGCUGUCGCUGGACGGAACGGUUUGGUGGUGGCGGGUGA
Molecule: messenger RNA, 879 nt
Organism: Leishmania braziliensis MHOM/BR/75/M2904
Lineage: Eukaryota; Euglenozoa; Kinetoplastea; Trypanosomatida; Trypanosomatidae
Product: exonuclease-like protein
Exons: 1
Coding region: 1-879 (292 amino acids)
Molecular function (GO): nucleic acid binding; 3'-5' exonuclease activity
Source: RefSeq, a predicted model, not a curated record